AUAAGUGAAAGGCCCGGGCGAAGCCAGAACUUCGCAAAUCUCAAGCAAGCAAGCAAGCCUGAUCGUUGCACUUACCUUCCAACCGUCUCACCAUGAAGAUCGUCAUUGCCCUCGCUGUGUUGGCUGUGGCUGCGGCCGAACAGUUGCCACUCGUCAACCCGCCCAUUGCCAUCGUGCGAAGCAGCCAGGUGAACCCCGACCAGUUCGGCGCCCACAAUUCCGACUUCGAGGCUGCCAAUGGCAUCGUGUUCCAGUUCUCGGGUUCUGAGGGCGUCGCUGGCGGUUCUAACAUGGUUGGCUCUUGGAGUUAUCCUCAGGAAGAUGGUACCGUAGCCUCUUUCAAGUUCGUGGCCAACGAGAACGGCUACCAGCCCGAGUCGUCCCUCCUGCCCGUGGCCCCCGCCUUCCCCCACCCCAUCCCCCAGUUCGUCCUCGACCAGAUCGAGUUCGCCCGCCUCGAGGACGAGCGCAAGGCUCGCGAAGGAGCAAAGGGCCAAGCGUAGUUUUUUCGAGCGAAUUCUU
Messenger RNA from Penaeus monodon (black tiger shrimp), 522 nucleotides. RefSeq names its product cuticle protein AMP4-like. Gene Ontology annotation, cellular component: chitin-based extracellular matrix. NCBI's taxonomy places the organism in Eukaryota, Metazoa, Arthropoda, Malacostraca, Decapoda, Penaeidae. The coding region runs from base 93 to 503 and encodes 136 amino acids. Gene Ontology annotation, molecular function: structural constituent of chitin-based larval cuticle. The record is from RefSeq and is a predicted model, not a curated record. The transcript has 3 exons.